CUGCCACUGACUGUGGCUGCCAUAUUGAUGACUAAGACACUUCGGGGCUCUCUGGACAAUGGCGCUCUGGAGCUUCCACAAAGGGCUGGGCUAAUGCGCCCCUUUCACUCGUCCCGCUCAGCUGCUGAGUGUGCAAGGCUGGUGGCCGAGCGGUGCGGUGCGGGUCCAGCGGGCCUGGCCCUAUAAAAACACAGGCGGGGGUCUCUCUCCUGACAUUGAUUACACUGGAUCUGUCCCACCUCAGUACUGUCUAGUGAAAACCUAGAGGAAGAAACAGCAACCAUGAACUCUCAACAGAUGGAGCAGAUGGGUCAGUUCAAGAUCACAGUGUGGGAGGAGGAGAACUUCCAGGGCAAGCGCUGUGAGUUCAUGCUUGAGUGCCAGAACAUCAUGGAGAGGGGCUUCAACAAGAUCCGCUCCAUCAAGGUCGAGAACGGACCUUGGGUGGGUUAUGAGUACCCAGAGUUCCAGGGCCAGCAGUUCAUCCUGGAGAAGGGAGACUACCCUCGCUACGAGGCCUGGAGCGGAAACAGCAGCUACAGAACCGAGCACCUGCUCUCUUUCAGGCCCAUCAAGUGCGCUAACCACAGUGACAGCAAGGUGACCCUGUAUGAGUGCGAGGACUUCCAGGGCCGUAAGUUUGAGAUGUGCGAUGACUACCCCUCUCUACAGGCCAUGGGCUGGUGCAGCAAGGAGGUUCCCUCUAUCAAAGUCAACUCUGGAGCCUGGGUGGCCUACCAGUUCCCAGGUUACCGUGGUUACCAGUACAUCCUGGAGAGAGACAGACACCAAGGCGAGUACAGACACUACAAUGAAUACAGCACCCAGGCCCACACCAACCAGGUGCAGUCCAUUCGUAGGAUCCAGCACUAAGCUUUGGCGUUACCAACCCAACCUGACCCGCAAAAAACUCACCCCAAAGCCCUCUUUCCUCAACUCAAACGUGGACAGACCAUCACCCAAGAGCAGCGGAUGGCCAACAUCGUUCUAUCUCUGGCCCUGCAUGUGUCAAUAUUCGAUUAUCUUCUUCUAUUACCGUGCAGUAGCAUGUUCUUGAAAUAGGCAAUAAAGG
Lampris incognitus (smalleye Pacific opah) is the source of this 1072-nucleotide messenger RNA. It is a transcript of the gene cryba2b, whose product is annotated as crystallin, beta A2b. Gene Ontology annotation, molecular function: structural constituent of eye lens. NCBI's taxonomy places the organism in Eukaryota, Metazoa, Chordata, Actinopteri, Lampriformes, Lampridae. Bases 283 to 873 code for a protein of 196 amino acids. The transcript is spliced from 5 exons. The record is from RefSeq and is a predicted model, not a curated record. Gene Ontology annotation, biological process: lens development in camera-type eye; visual perception.